AUGGGUAUGUAUGAAAUUAUCAGCGUCAUCAAAUUUUCCCACUUUAAGAAAAGACAAGUUAUUUAAAUGUGACAUGUAUUUUCUCUCCUAUUUUGACAGAUAAUAUAAAUGUGAUUGAGAAUAACCUGACCUUUAAUCUGGACUGAGUCUUUUCAGAGAAUAACUGAGUUUUUCUUGUUUCCUGCAGGUGUAAACUGUGAAGAUCUCACUCCAGCUAAAAAUGAAGAGUCCAGUUUAGAGGGCAGCUCUGUUACUCUGUCCUACAACUACUCCAAACUAUCAUCUAGUGAUUAUUUCUACUGGUAUCGACAAUAUCCAGGAAAACAACCAGAGUACCUCAUUCAUCACCUUGCUUCAGGAGAAAUAAUGAAAGAAGAUAAAUCUGGGUUAAAGAUUACAGUGGAGCAAAAACAAAUCGACAUGACGAUCUCCUCUGCUGCAGUGACUGACUCUGCUGUGUACUACUGUGCUGUGAAGCCCACAGUGACAGGAAACACCAAAACUCUCUACAAAAACCAUUGA
Messenger RNA from Xyrichtys novacula (pearly razorfish), 522 nucleotides. Lineage: Eukaryota; Metazoa; Chordata; Actinopteri; Labriformes; Labridae. The record is from the annotation of a GenBank genome assembly.